Molecule: messenger RNA, 741 nt
Organism: Guillardia theta CCMP2712
Lineage: Eukaryota; Cryptophyceae; Pyrenomonadales; Geminigeraceae
Exons: 4
Source: RefSeq, a predicted model, not a curated record
CCGCUCCCUAACACAGGAAUCGGUUCAGUGAUUCUUGAAUCACCAUAUUAUGGUCAUCGCAAGCCAAGGAGACAGAGAGGACCGAAGUUGCAGUGUGUCUCGGAUCUCCUCUCCUUGGGAAAUGCCACAAUUGAGGAGACCAUAUCGAUUUUGCGUUAUUUCAAUGCUCACGGACAUGGACCUCUGGGAAUCUGUGGAUUCAGUAUGGGUGGAGUGCACGCCAUCAUGACAGCAGGAGUCUGCAACCUUCCAGUAGCGUUGGUCACUUUCUUGGCUCCUCAGUGUGCUGCUCCGGUUUUCUGCCAGGGCGCUCUCUCGGCAUCUUGUGACUGGGAUGCUUUGUCUCGGCACUCGAGCUCGAUCAAUUGGAAUGAAUGGAAUUGUGAAGAUGAAGAUGUCAAACAUCGACUAGGACGAAUUUUGAGAAUCACAGAUGUAACUCGGCUGCCUCCACCUCCGUGCCCGUGGGCAACCAUUUUGAUUCAGGCGAAGGAAGACGCAUACAUUGACAGACGGUCCGAAGAAGUGAUUCGAUCGUCAUGGAGGGAUUACUGGAAGGCUUUUCCGCCAACGUAUGAAUACUUGAGCAGCGAGGAUUAUGGAGUUGAGACUCGUUGGGUGUGUGGCGGGCACGUGACAUCCUUCUUCAAUCAGCACCACACCUUCCGCCUAGCAUUGCGUACCGCCAUGCAAAGGAUGGUGACAGAAGAAGUUGCUGACGCGCACUACAGUGAAUGCUGA